Molecule: messenger RNA, 674 nt
Organism: Trifolium pratense (red clover)
Lineage: Eukaryota; Viridiplantae; Streptophyta; Magnoliopsida; Fabales; Fabaceae
Exons: 3
Coding region: 85-447 (120 amino acids)
Cellular component (GO): mitochondrion
Source: RefSeq, a predicted model, not a curated record
UAUGACGGUUUGAGUUUGAGGUUACAUUAUUCCAUCAAAUCGUCUCUCUCUGUUCCAGCGGCUGCCGCCAUUUCUGGAGUGAAAAUGGAGUUUGUUUAUAAAAUAGUUGACAUAGCUAAGAGAGCUUCAAACAACAAUACAGUGAUCAAUGUUGGUUUGGUUGCUUCGUUUGCAAUAUUGGGAGUGAGAUCUAUGAAUCAGCAAAACCUUAUUGAAGCAUUAGAAGCUGAGAAGGAAUCUCUAACAAAAUCCAAUAAGUCAAUUAGAAAGACUCUAUGGGAUUGGAAACAGCAGCUUUAUGCUGAUGCUGCAACUGAUUCGGCUUCGGUUCCCUUGUCAAGACUACAAGCGAUCUAUGGCGAAGCCCCGCCUCCUGAACAUUCUACCACUGGAGAUACUGUGACGAAAGAUGCAAAUUCAACUGGUCCAGCCAAAAUAAUGAUCUGAGAUCUACAUUGUUGUCGGGAUUUUAGAAGUUUUUAGUGUUGGAAGGCUGUUAAUAAAAUAUUUUCUAAGAGAGCAGAAACAUAUAAUCUUGUCAUCUUUUUUUUUUCUUUCUUUCAUUGGCAAGUAAAUGUAGAACAUGGAGGAAGUUAUACAGGUGGAGAUUUUAGUGGAAGGACAAAAACACAUUUUUAUUUCAGCAAUGCUAUUUCAAGCGAAUUUUUUUAUCA